CACACCAAACGUAUAUUGUCUAUACUCACAACAAAGGCAAGCAAAAGAGAAAGAAAAACCGAUUGAAGAAUGAUUAUACAUUUUCUGUUUCGGAUUAUUUUGCUAUCAUGGUCGAUGAUGGCAUUGGCACAAGCACAAUCAUCAGGAAACUGUUCUUCACAAUGCGGAGUAGUGGACAUUCAAUAUCCAUUUGGGAUCGAACCCGGUUGCUCUGUCGACAACUGGUUCGCCGUAGAUUGCAACUCGAGCAAACCAUUUUUGAGGAGUAUCAAUUUGGAAUUGCUUGAAAUUUCAAUACUAACAAACACCAUGAGAGUCAAUCAUCCGAUAUACAAUUCUUGCCAGAAUGAAUCAACUAGUCAAUUUGUUAACUUGGACACAACCCCUUUUGAAUUCUCCUCCGGUUCUUCGAACAGAUUCACCGGCGUAAGUUGCAGCAAGCUUGCCUCCAUUUCCACCAACAAUUCGUUUAUUUCAGGAUGCUUCUCCAUGUGUAAUGAAAAUGCCACAAAUUUAGGGGUAAAUAGUAGUUGCCAAUCCGGCAUCAACUGUUGCCAGACCACAAUUAGUUCUCCUCUCAAGAACUUUAAUGUAUCCGUCGAGGCUCCUCAAAGCAGCAUCAUCAGUAAUGGAGGAAGACAACAGGAUUGCAAUUAUGCCUUUUUGGUGGAUCAAAAUUGGUUUGGAAACAACUUAACCAAUCUUCAAGAUCUUCAGAGAAUGACGCACGUUCCGGUCAGACUCAAUUGGGGAAUAGACAGUUCUUCAUUCAAUCGGUCAGCUGCUUUGAAUAAUUCAACAAGCUUUACAUCAACCUCUAGUUGUACUUCUGGGAGUAGCAUUGUUCAAUGUAAAUGCUUCGAACAUUACCAAGGAAAUCCCUAUCUUCUUAGAGGAUGUCAAGAUAUUGAUGAAUGUAACUUAGGCUAUUGCCCACCAUUUAUGAUUUGCGAAAAUUAUAUAGGAGGCUACAGUUGCUACCCAAAGAAAGAGUCAAAGGUUUUCGUGAUCGUUUUUGGUACAGGCAGAGGCCUUGUAGGUUUGAUUUUACUUAUUGUUGGAAUAUGGUGGUUGCUCAAUAUAAUAAAGAGAAAAAAGGAGAUCAAGCUCAAGGAGAAGUACUUCGAACACAAUGGUGGUUUACUUCUACAACAACAGUUAAUUUCUUCUGAUGGCAGUGUGGAUAGAAACAAACUGUUCAAUUCAAAAGAUUUAGAAAAGGCCACCGAUCAUUUUAACGUGAAUCGAAUACUUGGUGAAGGUGGUCAAGGUACUGUUUACAAGGGAAUGUUGACAGAUGGAAGAAUUGUUGCAGUAAAAAAAUCAAAAAUAGUUGAUGAAGUUGGUAAGGUUGAUGAGUUUAUCAACGAGGUUGCCAUUCUUUCACAAAUCAAUCAUAGGAAUAUAGUUAAGCUUUUGGGUUGUUGUUUGGAAACUGAGGUCCCUUUACUAGUUUAUGAAUUCAUCCCCAAUGGAACCCUUUUCCAUUAUCUUCAUGGUCAAAUUGAAGAGCUUUCACUCACAUAGGAUAUGCGUUUGAGGAUAGCGGGAGAAGUUGCAGAAGCACUUUGUUACUUGCACUUGUCAGCUUCCAUGCCAAUCUAUCACCGCGAUAUCAAGUCUACCAAUAUACUCUUAGACGAGAAGUAUAGAGCAAAAGUAGCAGAUUUUGGGACUUCAAGAUCAAUUGCCAUAGAUCAAACUCAUGUCACCACAAAAGUACUUGGGACUUUUGGAUAUUUGGAUCCAGAGUACUUUCGUUCAGGCCAAUUCACCGACAAAAGUGAUGUCUAUAGUUAUGGAGUAGUUCUUGUUGAACUUUUGACGGGGGAAAAGCCAAUAUCUUCUACAAGGUCACAAGAAUUCAAAGGUUUGGUAGCAUAUUUCAUUAAUUGUAUGGAGCAGAAUCAACUUUACGAUAUUCUUGAUGCUCAAGUACUAAAGCUAGGCAAGAAAGAGGAGGUAAUGGCUGUGGCUAAUCUUGCGAAAAGGUGCUUAAAUAUGAAUGCGAAGAAAAGGCCCACAAUGAAAGAAGUUACAAUGGAGUUGGAAGGAAUUCGAUCUUCAAUAAAAGAAGGUCAUAUUCAGUUGAAUUAUCAAGAGGAUGAGUAUGAGAGAACGGAAGUACUUGAGGCUUGGGAUGUUGAUUCUACUUCUACUGGUACUACUUUUGACCAUAUAAGUCUAUCGAUAGACGUCCAACCGCUAUUAACCAAGCGUAUAUCCCGAAAAAAUAUACAGUUGUAGUGCCUAUUUGCUUCAUAUUUUAGAUUAAUAUUCAUGUUUUUUCAGAAAAUUAUUUUCAUUUAUCACAUAGGACUUGAGAUUUUUCUUAUACUCGCUCUAGAAC
This is a messenger RNA of Pistacia vera, 2350 nucleotides long. Its product is annotated as wall-associated receptor kinase-like 22. Gene Ontology annotation, molecular function: ATP binding; protein serine/threonine kinase activity. The record is from RefSeq and is a predicted model, not a curated record. NCBI's taxonomy places the organism in Eukaryota, Viridiplantae, Streptophyta, Magnoliopsida, Sapindales, Anacardiaceae. Gene Ontology annotation, biological process: cell surface receptor signaling pathway; protein phosphorylation. Gene Ontology annotation, cellular component: plasma membrane. The coding region runs from base 1531 to 2247 and encodes 238 amino acids. The transcript has 3 exons.